Molecule: messenger RNA, 3255 nt
Organism: Strongylocentrotus purpuratus (purple sea urchin)
Lineage: Eukaryota; Metazoa; Echinodermata; Echinoidea; Camarodonta; Strongylocentrotidae
Product: putative L-aspartate dehydrogenase
Exons: 9
Coding region: 221-1051 (276 amino acids)
Biological process (GO): NAD+ biosynthetic process
Molecular function (GO): NADP binding; L-aspartate dehydrogenase [NAD(P)+] activity
Source: RefSeq, a predicted model, not a curated record
GUUCUGUGUUACGUAUAUCAAAUUGGCCAUAUCUUUUACCCUGCGAGCUCCAUAAACCAUUUGCUUAUUUCAGUGUUUGAGCACAUCCUGUACGUUCCCGUUUGCCCAUAUGUGUACUCUCUUGUAUCAACUAAACAUUGAUAUAUCCAAAUAAGAGGGUUUCCUUUUGUAUUGCAACAAAGAAAUUAUAGACGAUCUGGUCGGUGGAUAUUAAGCUACCAUGGCAACACAGAGAAGAAUUGGCAUUGUUGGAUUUGGCAAAAUUGGAAAAUAUCUAUUCGAAAACAUCAAGGACAGAGAUGACUUUGAGAUUGUGUUUGUGUGGAACCGUUCAACAUCAGCAAUGGAUGGGAUUGUUCCGCCAAACCUAGUUCUGGAUGAUUUAAGUAAAUUUGCUUCAAGAAAUGCAGACCUGAUAAUUGAAGUUGCUCAUCCUUGUAUAUCAGAUCAAUAUGGAGCAGACUUUAUUUCAAGUGCAGAUUACUUUGUUGGUUCUCCCACAGCCUUGGCAGAUGCACAUGUUGAAAAGAAACUUAGGGAUGGUGCCAUUAAACACGGCCUCUACAUUCCAAGUGGUGCAUUAUGGGGAGGGCAAGAUAUUCAGAAGAUGGCCGAUCGAGGGACAUUGCAGGGAUUGAAGAUCACCAUGACAAAGCAUCCUGAUGCUUUCCGCUUAGAAAGUCCUCUGAAGGAGGUCAAUGAAACAGUACUAGAGCCAACUGUGCUGUAUGAUGGCCCUGUGAAAGACCUAUGUCCACUAGCACCUAACAAUGUCAACACAAUGGCUGCUGCGUGUAUGAUGGCACACAACUUAGGCUUUGAAAAGGUCCAAGGAUGCAUCGCCUCAGAUCCUAAUGCUCGGGAGUAUCAUCUAAUUCAGAUUGACGUGAUAGGCCCCGGGGAUGCGAGUGCAGGGAAAGCUUUCACGGUCUCUACGACAAGAAAAAGCCCAGCAAGCUACAAAGCAGUCACCAGUAAUGCUACCUAUGUCUCUUUCUUCAGCAGUGUGUUAAGAGCACAAGGCCAGGGAGCUGGUGUUCAUCUAUGUUAAGACAGGUCUUCAGCUGUUUAAUGCUGCCUAGUGAUCCACAUUCCGCCAAACACGACAUGGGUAUGCAACCCGUCGAUUGCACGACACAUGCUCGGGAGACAAUAGCUCCGCGGUCAAUGUCCUACACUAAACAUAUUCAAGCAUUAUUUUUGACUCGUGUAAAUGUGUAAAAGAUUGACAAGUCUUGUCAAUGAAAGGUACUCUUCAAAUCAAUUCUUAGCAUGUCAAGUUUGCUUAUCUGCACAAUAGCAGAAAGGUCAUGUUAAAAGAUUAAGAAAUAAAACUUAAUGAUGAACAUUAUACAUUUCAUCAUAAAAUGAUCGAUUACAAGCUUUGAGUUAAAUAUGCUUUCCAUCAUCAUUAUAUGUACUAUUUGGUAUUUAGUAGGGAAUCUCUCCAUGAUUUAGACAUGAUACCUGUACCUAGAUUUAUUACAAAAACACCUUAGACAACUAUGUACGCUGGGAAAUUAUUUUCAACAAGAAUGGGUAUGUUGGAUUCAUUCUUGUAUGUAUGCAGGUUUUUCCUCAUCAUCACCACAGAUCUCUAUAUAUAGAUUGCUCAGUAGGCUAAUGCUUUUGAAUUUUAUGGGGUCGUUUGAUAUAAGACGAUCAUUUCACUCUCAUUUUUGAUUGCUUAACCCAAUAACUUUUACCCUUCUUGCCCACUCCCCUAUCCAUGAGUGUAUGUUGUAAAUAUUCUAUAAAAUGAUAUGAUAGACUUCUUAAUCAUGGCAUUAACAAAAAGGUAAGAUUGAAGUACCAUCGACACAAUUUCUGUUGUUAUCAAAACUAAGCUUCCAUCAAUAUACAAGCCUAAAACUGGGCCAUAUUCCUCAACAUUUGAUUCCCUUUUUUUGAAAUUUGAAAUUUAUUUCUCCAAAAUGGAAAGCUGAAAAAUUCUUGCCAUGUUUUAUGUAUCCUUACUUUGUCGUUAAAUGGGGAGAUUUAAUUAUAGACCAUUUCUCCAUCCCUUGAUAACCCCUAUUCAAGGCAAUGCUAGGUCUGAGAUAUAACAUUUUAUGUUUAAGCAAGCCGACCAUUUCACCAAGAGUGACUUUAAAAAAUUCAGCUAUUUCAGAAUGAAAUUAGUGUUACACAUCUGGUGAUAUUCCUUUAAAAUGUGCUAAAAAUGUAUUGAAAUAGAGAGGAUUUAAGAGAAGUGAAUACUGUUAACUGUGAAUACAUCUAAACUUCUUGAAAAAAUGGAAUGAUAGAGCUAAAAAUUCAUUGUUUCAUUGUGUUUAAUAGAAAAUUUGAUUUUCUUUGUAUUCGUAGUGCAUUAACAUACAAACAAACUUCUCUGUGUAAAGGCCGUUUCAGAUAUAUGGCACUGUAAGCCCUGCAAAAAUUAGUCACGUUUUCAAGGAAAUGUAAAUGAAUGGCAACUGCUCGUAGCAAGAGUUGUGCACAUAUUCAUAAUAUACAUACAUGUAUACAAUUAUGAAAUACAAUAAUGUAAAGUGUUUUACAUUUUUUGUCAUCAUUUAGAAAAAAAUGCUGUUGUUUACCACUCCGUAUCUGAACGAGCAUUAAAUAGGCCAGUAUUGCCUUGAAAAGUCCACUUUGGAGAGAAAUGUGUCAAUUUGACUUGAUAUUCUUGGUUAUUUAGGCUGAUCAUAUUUCCAGGUUCCAUCACACUCCCUGCGGAGAGAGGUGGUAACUGUUUUUUUUCAGUGAAAGAAAGUUCACAUGCAUCCACCCAUACGUUUCUGGCGUAACUCAAGGACUGGUAUGUGCACUUUAUUACACACACACACACACACGUACACAAAAAGAAAACAAUCAGACAGAACUGAGCUUUUAAUUAUUUUUAUAUAAUCUUUUCGACCUGCCUCUUAUCUAAGGACGCAUUUCAAAUUGAUUUUGUGGGUUAGACAAACUGAUCAAGAAAAACAAAUGUGGCUGCAAUUAGUUAUCGUUGCUAUCAGUUUAAUGUUAAUCUAUGGACUAUGCUCUUUGCAAGGAAAAGAGAGAGAGAUAUAUAUUUUCCUGCUCUGUGUGUACUCCAUAAGCUUAAAUCUCCUAAUUUAAAGCUUGAAUCUACCAUUUCUUUGCAUGAAUGUAAUUCAUGCUGCAUUUUAGUUUUUGAAUUGGAUACAUCAAUUUGAGAGGCUUAUUGUAACAAAUCAGUAUUAUAACAUACGAUUGAAGAGUAUUUUCAUAUUUGUGAUAUCUUUUUAAAAUAAACAGUAAAAAAACAAC